GCUGAGGCAUGCGCCGGCGUUCCCGCGUUCACCUGCGAGGGUAUAAAAGAUCGCGCGACGAGCGCAUCUGGCUCAGUUGCGAGCCUCGUAAGCAAGGUAUUAUCGUCCUACCCAAGCAAGAAGGGUGCGAUCUACAAGCAAUCGAUCGAUCAUUUUAAUUAUCGUCUCAGGAAUCAUCGAUCAAUUGAUCGAACGAGAGAUUAAUACAGCCGAUACAGUGUGCAAAGUUCGUGGAAACACCGCUGGUAACAAGUGUUUUUGCGUGGAAAUCCGUCACUCGAGCGAGGAUACAGGCACAUCGUGAAAUCGUAUACGAAUUCUGCCUUAUCCUUUUCCUGGAUUGUUUCCGAAUUUCUUCACGUGGAAAGUAAGUGAAACUUUUCGAGUGAAACAAGUCAUUGGAUGUCCAACGACAUGGAAGACUCCGCGCGGCUGACCGAUCUAAGCGAUCACCGUCAGCAUCAUCAUCAUCGCGCUCGCACACACGACAACGAUGACGAAUGUAGCACUGACAGCGGAUGCAGUAGCGGCGGCAGCAACAGCAGCACCGGAAGCGGUCUCUCGCGUCGCAACAGCGGCGAACGCCUGUGCCGAUCCGGUUGUGCACCGAGGAUGCUGGAGCAGCGGUUGCGUGGACGAUCGACGCGGUCGCAGGAGCGACUCGACGGCAGCAGAUCGUCCGAGCGUACCUGGAGUCCGCCCGAAGACGCGAGGAGUCGCGGCGGCGUUUCACCCUCGUCGUAUUCCUCGAGUCCGUCAGAAGCGCACAGCAGCAACGACAGCGACUUCUUGAAGAGGCCGUCGUCCACCGCGGAGACGCUGCGACGGGCGUUUCAGAGCCUGAAGCUCGCUUCGUCCAAGUGGGAAGGCGGCAGCAAGGACAGCAAGAAGCACGCGAAGAAGAGUCCCAAGAGGAUCCUGCGUAGCCCGGUGCCGUACGUGUACGUACGCGGACCGUCCGGUCUGCCAACGCAGAGGGUUCCGCGGAACUCUGCCCUUCAGCAUCAAAUGAUACAUCCCUACUCUUGCCAGGAUCUAAUUGGGCUGUAUCGAUAGAUCAAUCGAACUGGCUCGAAGAGCAGCGUAAAUUUUCGUUCGCCAGGACCAAGACACUCCCUGCCAGGGAGAAAAGUUACGUUAAGAAUAAUAGGAUAAGGAUAGAUCUCAAUCUCGAUCGUCGUACCGGCGUUAAAAUAUUCUCGUUUCGACGGUUUUUACGAAAUUCGCGUGCGAAUCGCGGGAUCGUUAUAUCUUCCGAAAUACUAUUUUAUGGAUUUCCUCCUCCGCUUUCUCACUCGCCGUUCAUUCAGCUACACAAUUACGCGAUUCCUGCCGGAGCCUACUCGGUCGGAUUCUCCUUCCUCAAAGUAGUAUGAGUCAGGUAUAACGCCGGAUCGACACGCGAACUCGUUCAAACGCGGUCGACCGAUGAGAAAGGAGAAAAUAAUGAAUUCAAAAGGCGAUAAUUAGAUUAAAUAUAUGCAACGAUCAUGUUAAACAUAGAUGAUCCUCGAUACACGGAAAAAGCAGAUUUUCAUUAAAAAUUCAUUUAUCUUCUAUUAAAAAUGGUAGCUCGAACACCAGUGCGCUAUCGAAGAAUAGACGAACGCCCAGUUCCUUGAAUUAUUCUCUAAAUUAUUAAUUAGUUCCGAAUUGGAGAGAAAUAUCGAGCUUCCAUGUAUUCAGGAUCAUCCGUACGGCAGUUUCUAAUACUUUUGCAACGUACAACCUUUUUACUCAAAUCUCCUUCAUAUCGAUCGUCGUAGAGUGUUUAGGGCUGAAAUACUUCUCAAUAUAUAUGCACACCAAUAAUCACAAUCUCGCAAAAUUCAUCUAGAUACUUUCCUCAAGUCUGAAUAAAUCUUCGGCAAUUAAAUAUACAGGAUUGUGUUUAGCAUGCGAUAUACGUACAGACUGAUAGAUUUAAUAUUACAUUACUCUGUCAUUUACAUUAGUAAAUCUACAUAGGAUUUUAUCAAUUUACAUCACUAUCUUUAUUGUAUCUUUCACUAGUAAAAGUUUACUCGAAAAUUGCUCCAAGUUGAAUGAAUCUUUAACGCGGAGAGUUGUCACAUAAUAAUAAUAAGAAUGAUAUCAUAAAGGUAUUGUAUUGUUUAAUACGCGAGAAAAUUGCAACUGCCUUUCAGGUGCAUUCUAACGGGUCUCCCGUUUCAAGGUUUAAAUUAAUGUUGCGGCGAGGAUUGACGUAGGCACCUGAAGGUCGCGCGAACGAUUGACAAUUAUUUCACGUUUGCACUUCUCGUCCGUUCAUUCAUCGUGCUGUUACGUCGUGAUGUGACGGCACCACUAUGCUUUUAUCGGCGCUAACAAUGAAAGACGCGGUUCGUUACAAUCGCGCGAUAGAAGUCAAUUAUAUCGACGCAUAUAGAUCGCAGAUCUCUAACACCAAGUGGUUUCGAGUACAUUUAUGUGUAAACAUAAAGAAAAUCGAACAACAGUAAGCAACUCUUAACGAAUCUCAUUAAGAAUAAUUUAUAAAUAUACAUUUUUUUAUCUUACCUUUAAAUCAUAGUGAUAUCGUUUUCCUCUUUGUUCACUCUAUAUCACAUUCUAUUCGAGUCAAUUUCACUUGAAAUGCAUUAUUCAAUUAAUAGCGCAAUUGAGUAAUUCAAUAGUUAAUAAAUAAAAAUUAACGUCUCAAAAUUAUUUCAGAUCUAAGAUAAAAAAAGUGGUUCUUAACAUUUCCACGUGGUAGUUGCGGAUUAUACUGUACAGAAAGAACUAAUCUCCCGUGUAAAAAUAUCGUUUACGGAGAGUUGUUAUUCCGCGCAAUCCAUUGCGACUGUGCGAAUAAGAAAUCGUUCAUUCAUAUAGUACAGUAUUAAAGCGCAAGAAUCGAGAUUAUUGUAUCUACGUAGAAGAUAUGUACAUACGUUGUAAGAAUAAGAAUCGCGGCGGAUCUCACGUUAUCCUUCGUGGAAAAUUAUAAGCGAAGCAUAUCGGUAUUUCGAACUUGACUCAUCAUUUCGCAAAUAUCCAUAGCUUUCAAACGUAUUAACGAGCCAAGGUAACUUCGAAGCUACAAUUAGAAGAAAUAAUAUGUGUGAUUUAAAUUUUAUAUAUGAUUCGAUAUAUUGCUAAAUGUAUUUAAAAAAAACUUUUAAUUAGAUUUAGAAAAGUUAAGUUUUGCAUUCGGAAUUUUAAUUUACUUAGAAAUUAUUUCACUCGGAUCACACGUUUGUUUUCAGCGUAAUUAGAUUGGAAAUAAUUGAUUAUUACAAAUUUUUUUCUGAAAACUAUUGUAAAUUGAUACCGAGAACGCGAUAUGAACCGAGUGGCUUGUUAAUAUUCAUCAUGAUUAUUUCUUUCGUUACAUAAGAGCGACGGAGAACUGAUUAAUUAAUGCCUGAUUAACCUUACGCGUGGCGAGAUUGGCCACUGAUGUAAUCGCUUUGUGCGAUUAUUAUUAUUAUUAUCAUAAAAAAUAUGCGACAAUUGCGCGCCGAAAAAAUUCUUCGCAACUGGCAAAGACUGACUUAAAAAAAUGGACAAAAUAGAAAAAGAUAAAAAAAAAAAAUGAAAAGUCAUACUUGCAAGAGUUCGCGAUUGUGAGAGAAGAAAAAGGAUGCGACGAAUGAAAUCUGUAAAGAACGUUUGUGCGAUUCAUCUCUAGUGCCUUGUAGAUACUCCCUAUACGAUUAGAUGUUAUCAAUUGGCGAAAAUAUGAGAGAGAGAGAGAGAAAGAAGCGUUAGGGAGAGAGAGAAAGGGACAGAACCAUAUCUACCACUCGGGCUGUCAUUGUUACGUAAACGUAUAAGUACGAUGAUGUAACUGCGUAUAAUAAUCGUCUGGUGAGAAUGAUACGAUAGAAAAAAAAAAGGAUGGAUAUUGAUUACUCAGGAUUGGAUGUUUUGUAUCGUUUUGUCUAU
Molecule: messenger RNA, 3891 nt
Organism: Linepithema humile (Argentine ant)
Lineage: Eukaryota; Metazoa; Arthropoda; Insecta; Hymenoptera; Formicidae
Product: dentin sialophosphoprotein
Source: RefSeq, a predicted model, not a curated record